AAAAAAGGAAGAACAUAUCAAAAAACGACAUCGUAUAAUAUUCAGUGCCUCUGCCCUUUCAUUUUUUUUUUAUAUCUGAGAGAGAGAGAGAGACAAAGAGACAAAGUAAGAAAAAAAAGUAAAGAGAACACCAAAAAAUUGGAUUUGGAGGUAAUAAAUUUCAAAAACUUUCGUUUGGAAGAAUCUGAGAUUCUCAGCUACCAGAAUUGUAGUGGGUUUGUGGCUAAAUCUGGAAUAGGGUUAGGGUUUUUUUUUGGAUUUGUAAAAAAAAAUGGCGGAGCAGAAGAGUAAUAAUAACAAUAAUAGGUGGAACUGGGAGGUUACUGGGUUCGAAUCGAGGAAGUCUUCUUCUAGUGAGGACUCCGUUCAUCGGACUCCGUCGUCCACGCUCCGACGGUACUCGAUCCCGAAGAACUCGCACUCGUCGGAGCUUGCGUUUAAGGUUCAGAGUCUGAAGGAUAAAGUUCAGCUUGCAAAGGACGAUUAUGUGGGAUUGAGACAGGAAGCUACUGAUCUUCAAGAGUACUCUAAUGCUAAGCUUGAAAGGGUUACACGUUAUUUAGGUGUUCUCGCUGAUAAAAGUCGUAAACUUGAUCAAUAUGCCAUUGAGACCCAGGCUAGGAUAUCUCCACUUAUCAAUGAGAAGAAAAGACUGUUCAAUGACUUAUUGACGACCAAAGGGAACGUAAAGGUAUUUUGUCGAGCAAGACCAUUAUUUGAAGACGAGGGUCCUUCUAUUAUUGAAUUCCCUGAUAACUCUACCAUACGUGUAAACACUAGUGAUGAUACUCUGACCAAUCCUAAGAAAGAAUAUGAAUUUGACCGAGUUUAUGGACCUCAAGCUGGACAAGCUUCAUUGUUCAGUGAUGUCCAACCCUUUGUGCAAUCUGCGCUGGAUGGGUCUAACGUCUCUAUAUUUGCCUAUGGACAAACUCGUGCAGGGAAGACAUAUACAAUGGAAGGAUCGAAUCAGGACCAUGGUUUAUAUGCUCGUUGUUUUGAAGAACUUAUCAACUUGGCCAAUUCUGAUUCAACUUCAACAUCUCAGUUCAGGUUCUCUGUUUCAGUUUUUGAGCUCUAUAACGAACAGAUCAGGGAUUUACUCUUGGGUUGUCAGAGCAACUUGCCGAAGAUCAAUAUGGGGUUACGCGAAUCUGUUAUAGAACUAUCGCAGGAAAAAGUUGAUAGUCCAUCGGAGUUCUUGAGAGUCCUGAAAUCUGCAUUUGAAAAAAGAGGGAAAGAUAAACCAAAGUCUAAUGUGACUCACUUGGUCGUCUCAGUGCACAUUUGUUAUAGCAAUACAAUUACGAGAGAAAAUGUAAAUAGCAAGCUCUCUUUAGUUGACCUGGCUGGAAGUGAAGGUUUAACUGUGGAAGAUGACAAUGGAGAUCAUGUAACUGAUUUGCUCCAUGUAACUAAUUCAAUUUCCGCGCUGGGAGAUGUUUUAUCCUCUUUGACGUCAAAAAAAGAUACGAUUCCUUACGAGAACUCAUUUCUUACAAGAAUACUUGCAGAUUCAGUAGGGGGGAGCUCCAAAACAUUGAUGAUCGUCAAUAUUUGUCCAAGUGCUCGGAACUUGUCUGAGAUAAUGUCAUGUCUCAAUUAUGCCGCUAGAGCUAGGAAUACUGUACCAAGCCUUGGGAAUCGAGACACAAUUAAGAAAUGGAGAGACGUGGCAAAUGAUUCUCGGAAGGAGUUAUUGGAGAAGGAGAGGGAAACUCAGCGUCUAAAACAAGAGGUUACAGGUUUAAAACAAGCACUUAAAGAAGCAAAUGAUCAGUGUGUACUGCUCUACAAUGAAGUACAGAGAGCGUGGAGAGUUUCAUUCACACUGCAAUCAGAUUUAAAAUCAGAGAAUACGAUGGUUGCAGACAAGCAUAAAAUAGAAAAGGAGCAGAAUUCUCAGUUACGAAAUCAAAUAGCUCAACUUUUACAGUUCGAACAGAAACAAAAGCUGCAGGUGCAACAACAAGAUUCCACCAUUCAAAAUCUUCAGUCUAAAAUGAAAGACUUAGAAUCACAACUAAGGGAAGCCCUGAAGUCUGACAUGACAAGAUCAAGAGAUCCAAUGGAAUCUCAGCCCAGGGCAGCUGAGAACACAGUCGAUUCUUCUGCAGUUACCAAGAAACUUGAGGAAGAACUGAAAAAACGUGAUGCUUUGAUUGAGAGGUUGCAUGAAGAAAAUGAAAAAUUGUUUGACAGAUUAACAGAAAAGUCGGUGGCUAGCUCGACUCAGGUAUCUAGCCCCUCAUCAAAAGCUUCACCAACAGUGCAGCCUACAGAUGUUGACAGGAAAAAUAGCGCUGGCGCUUUAGCAUCUUCAGUGGAUAAAAAUGAAGGCGCGAUUGCAAUAGUAAAAUCCAGCUCUGAAUUAGUAAAAACCACUCCAGCUGGAGAAUACUUAACAGCUGCAUUGAAUGAUUUUGAUCCCGAACAAUAUGAAGGUCUUGCAGCCAUUGCUGAUGGCGCAAACAAGCUUCUUAUGCUGGUCUUGGCAGCUGUCAUAAAGGCUGGUGCUUCCAGAGAGCAUGAAAUCCUUGCUGAGAUCAGAGAUGCUGUCUUUUCAUUUAUGCGGAAAAUGGAACCAAGAAGAGUAAUGGAUACAAUGCUUGUUUCUCGAGUCAGGAUAUUGUACAUAAGGUCCUUACUUGCACGAUCACCUGAGCUUCAGUCGAUCAAGGUUGCUCCUGUUGAACGCUUUUUGGAGAAGCCAUAUACUAGUCGAAGUAGAAGCUCCAGCGGGAGUAGCAGCCCAGGCAGAUCACCAGUUCGAUAUCAUGAUGAGCAGAUUCAUGGCUUUAAAGUAAAUUUAAAGCUAGACAAGAAAAGUAAGUUGGUAUCUGUAGUUUCAAGAAUCCGUGGACAUGACCAGGAUACUGGGAGGCAGCAGGUAACUGGAGGAAAGCUGAGGGAGAUACAAGAUGAAGCCAAAAGUUUUGCCAUUGGAAACCAACCCUUGGCUGCUUUAUUUGUUCACACUCCGGCUGGUGAACUGCAAAGACAGAUUAGGUCAUGGCUUGUAGAAAGUUUUGAGUUUCUCUCUGUUACAGUAGAUGAUGUUUCAGGAGGAACCACUGGCCAAUUAGAGCUUCUUUCCACAGCAAUUAUGGAUGGCUGGAUGGCUGGAGUAGGAGCUGCGGUGCCACCUCACACGGACGCUUUAGGACAGCUUUUAUCUGAGUAUGCAAAACGAGUCUACACUUCUCAGAUGCAGCAUUUAAAGGAUAUUGCUGGUACUUUGGCUUCAGAAGAAGCAGAAGAUGCUGGUCAAGUCGCGAAGCUUCGAUCAGCUCUCGAGUCUGUUGACCACAAAAGAAGAAAGAUUUUGGAACAGAUGAGAAGUGAUGCAGCUUUGUUUACCUUGGAAGAAGGCAAUUCUCCUGUUCAAAAUCUUUCUACAGCAGCUGAAGACUCAAGAUUAGCCUCCCUCAUUUCUCUAGAUGCCAUACUAAAGCAAGUCAAGGAAAUAACAAGACAAGCCUCAGUCCACGUUUUGAGUAAAAGCAAGAAGAAAGCAUUGCUUGAGUCUCUUGAUGUACUUAAUGAACGAAUGCCUUCUCUCCUUGAUGUUGAUCAUCCAUGUGCACAAAGAGAAAUUGAUACGGCUCACCAGUUGGUCGAGACGAUUCGAGAACAGGAGGACAUUCUUCAAGACGAAAAGAGACCUCCAUUAGAAUCAAUAUCUUCAACAGAAACCGAUGUGUCUCAAUGGAACGUUUUGCAAUUCAACACGGGAGGCUCUUCAGCUCCAUUCAUCGUAAAAUGCGGAGCAAACUCCAACUCGGAGCUCGUAAUCAAAGCGGAUGCUCGUAUUCAAGAACCUAAAGGAGGAGAAAUCGUGAGAGUUGUGCCAAGACCUUCGGUUUUAGAAAACAUGAGCUUAGAGGAAAUGAAACAAGUGUUUGGUCAGUUACCAGAAGCUCUAAGUUCACUGGCCUUAGCUAGAACAGCAGAUGGCACACGGGCUCGGUACUCUAGACUAUACAGAACUCUAGCCAUGAAGGUUCCCUCUCUAAGGGAACUCGUUGGAGAGCUAGAGAAAGGAGGAGUCUUAAAAGAUACCAAAUCGACGACUUAAAACAUGAAAGUAUUUAGUAUUACAUAUUUUUCUUUUUUACUGUGAGGCUUUUUUUUUUUUUUUUAUACUUUGGACUUGUUUGUAUUUUAUAUUUUGUGUCUGUAUUUUGCGGCCACCAAUGGUGAUGGUAUAGUGUGUAAGAGAGCCGUUUCAGCUCGAAUAUAGUGAAUUCAAGUACCGUCCAUGGUCAA
Molecule: messenger RNA, 4269 nt
Organism: Camelina sativa (false flax)
Lineage: Eukaryota; Viridiplantae; Streptophyta; Magnoliopsida; Brassicales; Brassicaceae
Source: RefSeq, a predicted model, not a curated record